Molecule: messenger RNA, 1121 nt
Organism: Westerdykella ornata
Lineage: Eukaryota; Fungi; Ascomycota; Dothideomycetes; Pleosporales; Sporormiaceae
Product: kinase-like protein
Exons: 3
Coding region: 1-1065 (354 amino acids)
Source: RefSeq, a predicted model, not a curated record
AUGCAUGUGGCUUUUCUAUUAGGCUUAGCGAAGUCCCUUAAGGGCUGUGCCCUUUCUCCUUCGUCCGUCCACAUACUCACUAGCACAAUUACUCGUCUUCCAUUAAUCCACGACUGUAGUCAUCAUGAAGAGUGCCAUUGUCACGCCAGCAGACGUCCAAAGGCUGCAAACUUCGAUGUCCGCCCGUCUUCGUUCUUCCAACACCACGAUCAAUUGCCGUCUCCCGAGGAAGUUCGAUCGCGAGCGCGGGCUCAAUAUUCUGCUGGUACUUACUGGGGUUGGAGGACGGGAGGCGUAAAGGAGCGCUAUAACCGUCGCCCUACGCCCGCCGUGUUUGAGGAAAUGUCACUGUUCGUUAAGUGGGGCAGCGAGAUUAAGGUCAUUGAGGGACAAACUCUUUACGCACUUCGACACAGUUGCGGAGACUCUGUACCUGUUCCCGAAAUCUACGGAUGGCGUACCGAUGGCCAUGAAACUUUUCUUUAUAUGGAGGCAAUAAGUAGGACGACGUUGGAAGAUGUGUGGUCGGGGAUGGAAGAAGAUGACCGAUUGCGGAUCUGCAGUGAACUUCGAACUAUUCUACACAACUUACGUCAGCUCAAACAGAGUCCUGAGGACAAAUUCAUCGGCAGUAUCACGAGAGGCAACUACUACGAGAGAGCCCUCUUCUUUGAAUCUCAAUCUGAGACCGGCCCGUUCACUUCUGUAAAAGACUUUCAUGAUUGGUACACACUCCAGUACAAGCGGAAGAUGCCUGAUCCAGAGACGGUACCGGAACCGUAUCGCAAGGAACUCCCUGAUGACAGCGAAAUAGUCUUCACACAUGGAGACCUUCAUCCAAGCAAUAUCAUUAUAUCCUCCGCUCCGCCACGGGUCGCUGCAGUUAUUGACUGGGAGCAGUCUGCCUGGCUACCGGGCUAUUGGGAGCAUUGCAAGGCUCACGGGACACAUAACAAGCUGAGUGGAUGGUAUGUCAAAUACUUACCACUGAUUCUGGAUGGACUCCCGGGGGACGAGCGCAUUCGGGAUGCAUGGUGGUAUUACACGGAUCCCGUGGGUUUCUGAGAUUAGCGUUUAUAGAGCCCUGCUUUUGCUUUCAAUCUACUCUUUGACGUCCGUGU